AUGUGUCAACUUGCAUUUAUAAUUCUCGUCCUUGGCGUCUUGCUGUAUAAGACUUUGCAGAUAGGGAAGCGAGACCCGCGGAUGCCACCUGGGCCACCUACUCUGCCAGUCCUCGGAAACGCUCAUCAGAUUCCUGCCACGGGGCUUUUCAAACAGCUACGCGAAUGGGCACUUCAAUACGGAUCCAUCUUCUCCUUGAAGGUUGGACCAUCCUCCAUCAUCGUCCUGUGUGACCGUGAAGCCAUUCACAAGCUUCUCAUCGAGAAAGGCAGCGUUUACUCCGAUCGACCUCCUAGUUAUGUGGGAAAACUACUCACUCACGGUGACCACCUUGCUCUCGAGCAGAUGGACACCACAUGGCGGUCUAAACGCAAGGUGAUUUCACACAAUUUCUCUCCGAAGAGGCUUGACGAACAACACUUUCGAGUUCAAGAGGCAGAGGCCACAGUCUUGAUGACUCGUCUCCUAGACAAGCCUGAGGGUUUCUUCAACGAGAUCCGAAGAUACACCGCUUCAGUGGUAACGUCCAUCACGUACGGUUUUAGAGCACCUGAUAUGAACUCUUUUUGGGGACAUGGAGUCUACGACGUAAUGGCAAAGUGGACAGCAUCAAUGGAGCCUGGAGCCGCCCCUCCGGUAGAUGUCUUCACCUUCCUGCGAUACAUCCCUUCCUCAAUGGCAUUCUGGAAACGCCGCGCAAUCGACGCCGGCAAGACCAUGGAUGCGACUUGGUCCACCGCACGUCGACUCGUCGAAGAGCGUCGCACGAGUGGAGAGAGACGCAACUGCAUCAUCGACAGCCUACUUGAUGAGUAUGAAGAGAACGGGUGGCCCGAGGCGAUCAGCCAGCAUGCAUUUACCAAUCUCAUGGGAGAGAUUAUCGAGGGUGGUGCUGAUACCACUGCCGCACAACUCUUGACUCUGAUUCUCGCUUUCGCGCUGCACCCCAAGGUUCAGAGGAAAGCUCAGGUCGAGAUUGAUGAAGCCUGUGGGAGUGGUCGUUCCCCUCGAUGGGAUGACUUUUCGAAGCUGCCCUACGUGAACUGCAUCGUCAAGGAAGGGAUGCGUUGGCGUCCGGUUGCUGUCACUGCCCUGCCGCACAAAGUUCGUCAAGACGACGAGUACAACGGGAUGUUGAUCCCCAAAGACUCAACAAUCUUCAUCCCAACCUGGGCCCUCCACCAUACCGAAGAAAACUACCCCGAUGCAGAGCGAUUCGACCCGGACAGAUACCUAAAGCACCCAAAGCUAGCCAACGACUACGCCGGCAGCCCGGAAUGGGAGAACAGAGACCACUACAACUACGGCGCCGGCCGUCGCAUCUGUCCCGGCAUCCACCUCGCGGAGCGCAACAUGUGGCGCAUCGCCUCCAAGCUUCUUUGGGCGUUCGAGUUCGCUGAUCCUGUUGACCCUGUUACGGGCAAGGCUAUGCCCUUGGACCCGCAUGCGUAUAAUCCCGGUAUCUUGCAGGCGCCUUUAGAGUUUGAUGUUCGGAUUACACCGAGGAGUCAGCAUCAUGUUGAGACAAUCCUGCGGGAGUUUAAGGAAGCUGAGGUUUUACUGGCUCAGUAUGAUUGAGCUUGCCGCAAGCGCCUUGACACGGCGAUGAGGCCUGGUAGUUCUAAUAAUGGCAGUGCUUCUCCUAGAUUUGGCGAACGACAUGAAAAAAUAUAUCAAAGC
Colletotrichum godetiae is the source of this 1680-nucleotide messenger RNA. RefSeq names its product putative cytochrome P450 oxidoreductase. The record is from RefSeq and is a predicted model, not a curated record. The coding region runs from base 1 to 1578 and encodes 525 amino acids. Lineage: Eukaryota; Fungi; Ascomycota; Sordariomycetes; Glomerellales; Glomerellaceae. The transcript has 7 exons. Gene Ontology annotation, molecular function: monooxygenase activity; iron ion binding; oxidoreductase activity, acting on paired donors, with incorporation or reduction of molecular oxygen.